AUGCUGAUGCUGGCUAUGAUUGCUAUAAUCGUGUCCUGGGAUGUGACAGCUCUGUCUCUGGCAUUACCUGUCAUUGCCGACCAGCUACAUGGGACAAACUUCCAAUCAUUUUGGGCAAGCAUAGCCUUCAUCCUCGGCAUUGCCGUCACUCAGCCCAUCUAUGCCAGCAUCUCGGACGUGGUGGGCCGCAAAUACGCUCUCUACACCUCCAUUAUCCUCUUCGGCAUCGGAUCAAUCGUCUUCGCUACGGCAACAAAUAUGAAAAUUGUCGUCGCCGGCCGGCUGAUCAAAGGUCUCGGUGCUGGCGGGCUAGACGUCUUACAGACCAUCAUCCUCUGCGACAUCACAACCCUAAAGGAGCGACCGCGCUGGCUGGGCGUCAUGUCCAUGGCGAAUGCGGUGGGAGCGGUAACCGGACCGUUUAUUGGAGGCAUCACUGGUGUGCUGGCAUUCUUCUUUCUUCACCUGACGCCCAUCGAGGGUGGCAUCAAACACAAGGUGAGAACGCUUGACUGGUCUGGAUUUGCCCUCUUCACCGUCAUUGGUACUACUGUAGCGCUGCCGCUGAGCUGGGCCAACACGCUGUAUGCUUGGGGAUCUUGGCAGACUCUUGUUCCGCUCGGUGUUGGACUCUUGCUCCUCGUUCCGUUUGGGUUUGUUGAGAAGAGGGCGGCCGUGCCCAUGAUUCCGUAUCAAAUUUUCGACAACGUCUCCAUCAUCACAGGGACUGUGUCCGGAUUACUCUACGGCGCAUUGCUGAACCCCGCACUCCUCUAUCUCCCGCUCUUCUUCCAGGCGGUCUACCUCGAAACUCCUAUCGAAGCCGCCAAGUCGACUCUACCACUCUGCUGCCUCGUCGUGGCGAUGAGCAUCAUUGUGUCGAUGCUGAUAGAUUGGAAUCGAAAGUAUCGCAUUGCGUUGUGGGCAGGCUGGAGCCUUACGACGAUAUUCCUGGGCCUGAACUACAUGGUGGGCGCCGAUACCAGCAGAGCGCAAACUUAUGCCUUCCAAGCUCUCCUCGGUGCUGGUCUUGGCACGGCUCUCAUGGCAACCAUGAUAACCGUCCUGGCGAGCGUGAGAAGGGUCGAUGACGAGGGACGUGCCGCCGGAAUGCUUGUCACAGCGCGUUUCGUAGGCUCCCUGCUGGGCUUGGCCGUCUGUUCGACCGUCUUCAGCUCGAUCUUCCAAAAACGUCUCUCCUCGGUCCGAGACCUACCAAGGCAACUUGCCGUGCUGCAAGAUGCCAGCCAAGCUGUGGGUUUCAUACCACGACUGAGGGAGGUUCACGUGUCAGGGGAUUUUAUGCGUGUCGUGACAGGGGCGUACGAGGAUGCUUUCCAGACGAUCUGGGUAGUACUGGCUGCCUUUUCAGGUUUGGCAGCGCUGCUCUCGGUGCUGACUAGGGAGAAUUCACUGGAGAAGGACGAUGUCGGUCGGCAAGGCUUCAAAGCACCGUCAGAGUAA
This is a messenger RNA of Hirsutella rhossiliensis, 1464 nucleotides long. Its product is annotated as major facilitator superfamily domain-containing protein. Bases 1 to 1464 code for a protein of 487 amino acids. The transcript has 3 exons. Lineage: Eukaryota; Fungi; Ascomycota; Sordariomycetes; Hypocreales; Ophiocordycipitaceae. Gene Ontology annotation, biological process: transmembrane transport. Gene Ontology annotation, molecular function: transmembrane transporter activity. The record is from RefSeq and is a predicted model, not a curated record.